UGUCACCAAUGGCAGUAAAACUCGUUUUCUGGGGGUCAAGGUUUUAUGGACUAAUUGGCUCUCAUUCAGCAGGAACCUAACAGAUAAGUCAUCCUGCUGUAUGUCAAGACAAUGCUUGGUUUUAAGACUGCUCUGAAAAUGAUUAAAGUAGUAUUGCAGCGUGACAUUGUCAGGGGGCAACAAGCAGCUUGAGAAUUUCCUAUUAAUCAAAUAGCAGCUUGAAGGAAGCUCCUUUCCAUUAAGUAGGACUGCAUGGCCAGCAGCCCCCACUGAAGGGUUGAAAAUGAGUGUCCCAGUGGCUCCAAAGAAAUCAUGUUACGCUCAGUUGCGGGACAACAGAAAUGGAGUGAAAAAUAAUAAUGAGAGUAUCCUAAGUCUGGGAGAUACAAAUGCCAAUCAAAUCAUGUUGGAGGUCAGUUCCUCUCAUGAUGAGUCUGAGACACGUGACCGGACAGAUGAAAUUGGAAAUGCAAAUUCAAGUGAGCCAGAGAAUAGUACCCAUUUCAAUAAGGAAUCUCACCAACUUCAGGGCUUUGGGAAAGGAUCGCAGUCUGGCCCCACCAGCCUGAAAGAUUUUAAAUUUUCUUCGACCGUCCAUGGAGGACUAAAUGAAGAGCACACGGUGGAGAGAGGCACAGAUAUCCUACAGACCCCUCGCAGUGUUCAGGGACCAAGUCUGUCAAGUUGGAGGAACGUUAUGGCGGAGGCCAGUCCAGAGGUUUUGGCUAAAAGGGAUGCUGAACUUCCCCGGCAUGCUCCUAAGGAUAAGUUGGCAAAGACCCUUGACAAUGAGGAAUUGAGAAGGCAUUCUUUGGAAAGAGCAAGUGGCUCUGCUGUUGUCGUGGACAUGCCCACAAGGGAACGUGGCGGGAGCCUGACCUGGCAGCGUCUGCAGCCCACGCCACUCGACUCCUCUGAAGCCCGGCGUCAUGAGCCCAGUGGCGGGGAGGGGCCGCAGAGGCUGUUGACCGCCCCCUCUCCAGGGGCAGCUCUUCCUCCAGCUGACAGUACCUCAGAGGGAAAGAGUGUGAGUCAUCCUAAACCAUCUACCUCAGCAACCAAGGAGACCACCCCCUCAGAGACCCAGAUGGAGGGGGGACAUGGACCGAAAGUCAGCAAUGAGAGCACAUCACAUUCGGCCCUUCCAGAGCCUGGUCUGGAUUCAGCUUCAGCACUGAAGGGAGUCCUGAGUAAGCCAGAAGCACAGUUAGGUCAGGGAAAGGGAGAGCUCAAGCCAGAGCUGAAAUUUGUCCCACCCCAGGCUGGGCAGGAGUUAAAGUCAAUCCAGGCCGAGGGUCUGGGAUGCCCCAAGGAAGGUGGUAGUGUGUUACUCCUCGAGAGAAAGGAGCCAGGUGGGAAAGCACAGCAGGAGGCCGCCACUGGUGCCCUUAGCCUGUCACACAGCAGUGGCCACCACGCUCGUGUGGGAAGAGGCAGGAGUGAGCAGGACAAGAGAGCAGUCCACCUAGGUGAGGAGGGUUCUCUUCAGACCAGCCCCACACAAGGCCCUGCUUCCUUGGAAGCUGCCGAGAAGCAGCCCACUGGCAAAAUUUCAUCAAGUGCAGCUAGGAAGUUGGGCGUUUCAGCGGGUGAUGGGCAUGUACCUUUUAUUCCUUAUGACCCACCGGACAGCAGGCCCUCAGAUGUCAGUGAGGAGAGCGCACUGGACAGUGGGAACAUGGACAGUGUGGCAGUUUGUACUUUAGAUUCUUCUGUUGGAGAGCUCAACACUGGGGUCCCUGAGCCCCUCGGCCCUCAGAGCAGCAACUCAGAAGUAGGGGACAGCAAAGAGAUCACUACAUCUGUUGCAGAAGAUAGGAACCUCCUAGAAAAUACAGCUAAGACUGAAAGCACCCCAGGGGGAGCAGGUGCUCUUCUCAGUGGCCUGGCACCCCUCCAUCCAGAGACAACUGUGAAUGUGACCCACCAGCCUCCACCACCUAGUAGCAGUGUUCAGGACCUUGGCACGUUAGGUGUGGAUGCCAGGUCAGCCUCGGCUGCCGCACCCCCCACUGAUAGUGCAUGGUUGUUGAACACACCCCCGAAAGUGCCUGACAAGAGCACCUGCCCCAGUGGGAUCCCCGAGCCUGUAUUCCCACAUUCUGAGGAUACCCCUUCCUCACAGGAGGGAAUGGAGAGCCACCAGGUUGAAAAAACAGAAGAAAGGACAGAACCCAAGCCCAUCAUUCUGCCCAAGCCCAAGCACGUGAGGCCCAAGAUCAUCACCUACAUCAGGAGGAGUCCUCAGGCCCUCGGCCAGGUGGACACUUCGCUGGUUCCGGUGGGCCUUCCUUAUGUUCCGCCCACAUGUACCAUGUCUCUUCCCAAAGAGGAGAAGGCAGCAGGUGGUGAGCUGAAGCCAUCUGCCAACCUCUAUGAGAAAUACAAGCCAGACUUGCAAAAGCCACGGGUCUUCAGUUCUGGGUUGAUGGUGUCUGGGAUCAAGCCCCCAGGACACCAUUUCAGUCAAAUGAGUGAAAAGUUUUUGCAGGAGGUUACAGAACGCCCGGGAAAAGAAGAAUUUUGUUCUCCUUCCUAUACUCAUUAUGAAGUUCCUCCAACUUUCUAUCGAUCGGCCAUGCUCCUUAAGCCCCAGUUGGGAUUGGGUGCAAUGUCCCGUUUACCAUCUGCAAAGAGCAGGAUCCUGAUUGCGAGUCAGAGGUCCUCGGCGAGUGCCAUCCACCCGCCAGGACCCAUCACGGCAGCUACCAGUCUCUACAGCUCUGAUUCUGCGGCAGAUUUAAAGAAAGCCUCCGGUUCAAAUGCUGCAAAAUCCAGUCUACCCAAAUCUGGACUUCGUCCUCCCGGAUACUCGCGUCUCCCGGCAGCCAAGCUAGCGGCGUUUGGGUUUGUGCGGAGUUCCAGCGUGUCCUCGGUCUCCAGCACCCAGUCCGCGGACAGCGCACAGCCCGAGCAGGGCCGUCUGGCCAACCGGUCAACCUUUGGGAAUGAAGACCAGCCGGCUCUGAAGGCAGCUCUGCCUUCCAAAGACACCCCCAAGGGGGCCAGCCGGGCAGCUCCUCCAGCAUCCUCCAGUGUGACAACACCCCGCAGGAGUUUGCUUCCGGCGCCCAAAUCCACAGCUACACCUGCUGGAUCAAAGAAAGAAGUACAGAAAGAUCAAGAUGCUAAUAAACCUGCUGUUUCAUCUCCUAAGAGAACCGUGGCUUCAGCCACCAAGCUUCAUUCACCAGGAUACCCCAAACAGAGGACUGCAGUGCCCCGAAAUGGGUUUUCCCCCAAGCCGGAGCUGCAGGGCCGCGAGGCCGAGCGGCAGCUGGUACAGCGGCUGAAGGAGAGGUGCCAGCAGCAGGCCAGGCAGCUGGGCCUCGUGCAGGGGGAGCUGCGGAGGGCCAUGUGCGGCUUCCAGGCACUCGCCGUGUCCACUCAGUACUUCUCCAGAAAGAAUGAAAGUGCCCUUGUGAAAGAAAAAGAGCUGUCAAUCGAACUUGCAAACAUCAGGGAUGAAGUUGAGAGCACUUCACCUCCAUCCCGUGUGGCCCUGCAGGCAGCCCGCCAAGUGCAGAUUGCAUUGGCCCCCUAUCAGCACUUGGAAGAAGACAUGAAGAGUCUGAAGCAGGUGUUAGAGAUGAAGAAUCAGCAAAUACACCAGCAGGAAAAGAAGAUUAUUGAGCUGGAAAAACUGGCAGAAAAGAACAUUGUCCUAGAAGAAAAGAUCCAAGUUCUCCAGCAGCAGAAUGAAGACCUCAAAGCAAGGAUUGACCAGAACACCGUUGUCACAAGACAACUGUCGGAGGAAAAUGCUAAUCUGCAGGAAUAUGUCGAGAAAGAAACCCAGGAGAAGAAGAGAUUGAGCCGAACCAACGAAGAGCUGCUUUGGAAGCUCCAAACUGGGGACCCAACCAGCCCGGUUAAACUCUCCCCCACGUCCCCUGUUUACCGCGGCUCCUCCUCGGGGCCCUCCUCUCCCGCCAGAGUCAGCACAACGCCCAGAUGACGCCGCACCACGCAGCCUGCGGGAGCCCUGGCUCCCGUCCACGUCCAGCCGGUGGUUCCACCCGGAGGCAGUCAGGACCAGGGGCCGGCCCGCGGCUGGCCCUGCGCGCAUGCUCAGUAGCUGCCUAGCUGCAUCCUAAGCAAAGUCCUCUUCUGAUCCUCAUAUAAGACUGUCCCGGUGUUGCACUUAGGAAAGUGUAAACGGUAGUGUCUGAUGUGCAAACGUUUGACCGUAGGUAGAGCCAAAAGAAAGAAAGAAACUCCAACUGUUCUUGAGCAAUGAACUUUCACUGCAGAAUUUCAGGUUAGUUACAAGUAGCUCAGUUUUGAAUAUACAUUGAAUAAUCAUUGUGUACUGCACCGAUAUGUGUGUAUAUUUAGAUACACGUAUAUACACAUGCAGUGGUUCUGAAUUGCAUUUUUUAUAACAUGAAGUGCUGACAUAUUUUGGUGAA
This is a messenger RNA of Leptonychotes weddellii (Weddell seal), 4412 nucleotides long. The record is from RefSeq and is a predicted model, not a curated record. NCBI's taxonomy places the organism in Eukaryota, Metazoa, Chordata, Mammalia, Carnivora, Phocidae.